AUGAGUCGCGUUAAGAGGAAGGAGGUGCAGAGUGAUGACGGGUGGACCGUCAUCACCCAUGGCUUGGCGAGUAUUUCUCUUGAUGGGAAUGGGAAGAAGGAGGCAGAUGCUGGGUCCUUGCCUACGAGGAUUGUGGAGGGACUAACGGCGGAGAAGUUGUUGAACGAUUUUCGCCUCCUUCAAGAGCGGUGGGAAGAUACGCUGCUUGCGAAGCAAGUCAAAGAGAUUGUGGAGAAGAGAAGCGCUGAUGGCAAAUGGGGUGUUGAAGAAGCGGUAUGCAUUGGCAUCGGCAGUUUCAGUCGAGACUGGGCGCAUCGGUGGAGGAGUCUCUGGCAGCUUGUACUGUUUGUCGAUGUAGUCAACCGGCGUAUGUCAUUGAUAUUCCACCCUUUGCAUCCGCCCAAGAUAACUAAUCUCCACGCAGUCAAAGACGAAAUCAAGGACACCAAGAUACAAUGUUUCGCCCAAGACCCAGCAUUCACAACCCUCGACAUCGAAUUUCUAUCGUACUUCUCAAUCACGGUCCUUGACUCCGAUCUUCAGACCCACAUUACGUCCGAAUCCUUCGUCUACUCGCCAUUCGUGGAUUGGUUCCUUCUUCUACCAACUUUCCUCAAAUUGAAAGACCCGGUGCUGUACGUAGGCAACGAAAUUCUGGACGACUACAGUGUGUAUGCGCAAACGAAGGAGAAGAAAGAGCGGCUAGAGGAGUGCAAUGAGGUGGGCAAGAAGUGGAUAAAAGGCCGGGAAAAGGUGGCGCUAAAAGAGUUUGAAAAGCAUGGGAAUGCGCUGAAUGGGAUGGUGGUUUAUAUGAGGGAGAGUGAUGACGACGCGGAGGGAGAGAAAGAUACUGAGGCGAGGCCUAAGGAAGCUCAUGAUAAAGAGAAGACUCCCACGGAAGACACCUAG
Messenger RNA from Alternaria metachromatica, 909 nucleotides. RefSeq lists its product as uncharacterized. The record is from RefSeq and is a predicted model, not a curated record. NCBI's taxonomy places the organism in Eukaryota, Fungi, Ascomycota, Dothideomycetes, Pleosporales, Pleosporaceae. The coding region runs from base 1 to 909 and encodes 302 amino acids. The transcript is spliced from 2 exons.